GUGAACGCAGCACACGUGACGUUCUGUCAUGCUGUUGGUCGGUCAGGUUAGGCCCCGCCUCCACGUGAGCGUUGUUGUGUUCACGGACGGAGAACAGGACAGCAGGAAAAUGAUCAACUGGAAGGUUCUGGACAACGUCCCGCUCCUGCUCUACAUCCUGGCCCUGAAGACCUUCCUGCUGUGUCUGGGGUUCGCCGGGGUGAAGAUCUACCAGAGCAGGAGGGCGGAGGAGGCGCUGAGGAGGCAGCGGGCGGAGGAGCGCCGGCUGCAGGAGGCGCCGGGCCGCCUGAAGGAGGACUGAGGCUCCCGCAGGAGUCAGGGAGGAGGAGCAGAACCUCCUGACAGAACGUCUGGGUUCCCACAGCCAGGAGAACGUCCUGCUGGACGGAGAACACACUCAGCCCCACCGCUGGGUUCUGACGGAGAACGUUCCUGACGGAUCAGGACGGGCCGUUGUAGAGGUGGAACAUCUGUGUCAAUAAAUGGUUCUGGACCGGU
Molecule: messenger RNA, 498 nt
Organism: Oryzias latipes (Japanese medaka)
Lineage: Eukaryota; Metazoa; Chordata; Actinopteri; Beloniformes; Adrianichthyidae
Gene: smim11
Product: small integral membrane protein 11
Source: RefSeq, a predicted model, not a curated record